CUUGUGGCUAGCUGAUCUCUGCUUCUCAGUCUAUCUUGAACUCUAGAUGAAUAAACAUUAUUGUAAAUAUGGAAAGUACUUGUUUUAAUAUACAUCAUGGCGCAGCCGAAGUUUAAUUUUAAGACUAAAUAAAAGUAAUACGAAAAAAAAUAGUGAUAGACUAUAAAAUUAUAAAUAAAAAAGUUUUUUUUUGGAAGAUAAUUAAAACAAAAUGUCCACACAAAAAAUUGAAAGUGAAAAUUUGUAUAUAAAACCCAAUUCAUUAUUAUUGGAUGGAAACAUUAAAGAAAAUUGGAGAAAAUUUAAAAACACGUGGGACAUUUAUACAGUGGCAUCAAAAACAAACAAGGAAAACGAAGAGGUACAAGUUGCGAGAUUUUUGUCAUGUGCAGGGGAACAGGCAAUAGAAAUGUUCAGUACUAUUCCGUUAUCUACAGAAAGUCGACAGAAGAUAGAACCGGUUAUCAAUGCAUUCCAAAAUUACUGUGUUCCCAGAAGUAAUAUCGUUUAUGAGCGUUAUCUGUUCUUCUCCCGCUAUCAGAAAGAAGGAGAACCGGUGGAGCAUUUUUUCUCUGAUAUAACGAAACAAGCAGAAAACUGUGAAUUUGGAUUACAAAAAGAAUCCAUGAUACGGGACCGUAUAGUUAUUGGCAUAACUGAUCAUGCUGUGCGUUUACAACUACUCAAGACAGAUCAGUUGGACCUUGCGAAGACAAAGGAGACAUGUCGAGUUGCUGAAGAAGCUGGUUUACAAGCUAAACGUAUGGAAGGUGAACGGGGUUGUGUUGCAGCUAUAAGAAGACAAUCGAAAUAA
This is a messenger RNA of Eupeodes corollae, 814 nucleotides long. RefSeq lists its product as uncharacterized. The transcript has a single exon. Bases 212 to 814 code for a protein of 200 amino acids. The record is from RefSeq and is a predicted model, not a curated record. NCBI's taxonomy places the organism in Eukaryota, Metazoa, Arthropoda, Insecta, Diptera, Syrphidae.